Messenger RNA from Ornithodoros turicata, 1080 nucleotides. RefSeq lists its product as uncharacterized. The transcript has 2 exons. Bases 1 to 1080 code for a protein of 359 amino acids. Lineage: Eukaryota; Metazoa; Arthropoda; Arachnida; Ixodida; Argasidae. The record is from RefSeq and is a predicted model, not a curated record.
AUGUCAAAAAUCCAAAAACAGCAAUGUCACAACAUAACCAGGGAAGAGCAUAAAGCACUUCGAAGCCUCCAGGAAGACUCGAAGAUUGUCAUUCUGCCUGCUGACAAGGGAAACUCAACGGUCGUCUUAGACCGGCAGGACUACGAUGGCAAAAUCCGAGACCUCCUUGACAACAGUACGUAUGAAAAUCUCAAAAAAGACCCGACAUCGCAGAUUCAGACUAAGCUUAAUAAGAUACUUGCUGAUAUAUUCAAGAAAUACCCAGAUGCAAGAGCCCUCUACUCACGACUUAUCUGCAGGAACGGUAACGCGCCCGGUUUCUAUGGUCUCCCUAAGAUCCACAAGCCCGGUAUCCCACUUCGCCCCAUUGUAGACUUCAGAUCGUCCCCUCUUCGGGCGUUAUCCUGCUACCUACACAAGGUUUUAUCCCCGCUCACCGGAAACACCCCAACUCAUGUACGAAACUCUGCCAACUUCGUGGAGCGCGUCUCACCACUCACCAUCAGCGCUGACGAGUGCCUCGUUUCGUUUGACGUUGUGUCUCUCUUCACGAACGUGCCGGUCCCACUGGCAGUGGACGCUGCCAGGAUGGCACUUGAGAGGGACAACGACCUGGCGACUAGAACCAACCUCAGUGUUCACGAAGUGUGCCGCCUCCUAGAUUUCUGCCUCAGCGGAACGUACUUCUCAUUCAACGGAGAGUACUACAAGCAGACUACCGGAACAGCAAUGGGUGCGUCAAUAUCUGUAACAGCAGCGAACUUGGUGAUGGAAUCAAUUGAAGAAAGGGCCCUGCAAUCCCCCGAUAUUAAACCGAAAACAUUCUUACGGUACGUAGACGAUUGCUUCUGUAUUUUGAAGAAUUCCGAUGUUGACGAGUUUUUGGCACGCCUAAACCGCAUCGAGCCAUCCAUCCAGUUUACCGUGGAACUCGAGAGGGACAACGUUUUGCCUUUUCUCGAUGUACUCGUAAAGAGAGAAGGAAGUGACCUAAAGUUCACCGUGUACAGGAAGCCCACUCAUACGGGACGAUAUCUAAGACAGUGUAUCGUUGUGCUCGGCACAUUCACAAACGUCUGA